Monascus purpureus is the source of this 1559-nucleotide messenger RNA. NCBI's taxonomy places the organism in Eukaryota, Fungi, Ascomycota, Eurotiomycetes, Eurotiales, Aspergillaceae. The record is from the annotation of a GenBank genome assembly.
CGGAAUAUUACUAUUAUCUUAGCUAUUAUCCGCCAUUGUUUGCCGCCAGCUUGAGCUUGCUCAUCACUGUCUCUUCCAGGCACUAAGCAGCAGCUGUGGAUCCUCGCACUGUCCCACCAUGUCUUCCGGUUUCGUGUCUGCUGGGACCAACGAAGAGCCCAUAGAACGCGACAAUGAAUGGCACAGAGUACAGCAGGAACUGGAGGAAGAACGAAGACAGAAAGCUGAAUAUGGUCGUCAAGAGGGUGGGAAGAGUCUGUAUGAGGUCCUGCAGCAGAAUAAGAUGGCAAAACAGGAAGCCUUUGAAGAGAAAAUCCGAUUAAAGAACCAAUUUCGCGCCCUGGAUGAGGAUGAGGUCGAGUUUCUUGAUUCUCUUCUGGAGUCGACCCGCGCCCAGGAGGCUACUAUCAAGAAGGAAACCGCCGAACAGCUUGAGGUUUUCCGUCGACAACGAGAACAGGCUGAAAGAGCAGCGUUAGAAGGGACAACAGCCGAGAACGGACCGUCUGCGGAGGAGGAGGAUUGGAAAAUCCCUGCACGCAAGAGGCGCCGUGAGAAGAAUAAAGAACUCCUUCUUCCAGGCAAGAAACGCAAGUCUUCUGCUGGGGAAAGCCUCGGCGGCAAUUCAUCUCAGAAGCUACAGGAGGCUAGUCCUAGUACAAAGGCUCCUGGCGGUAGCGACAAGGUCGAGGUAACCCCUCGCUCUCUUCCAUCAGAAGCAGUAAAUGUUCAAAAACAACCGGAUACUACCGUCGCUGAGGCCGCUGCAGGUGCUGGCAAGAAAGACUACGUGUAUAAAGCCACUCCACAGACAAAGCCCGCAGCAAAGCCCCCAUCCUUGUCUCUCGGGCUAGCUGGCUACAGUUCAGAUUCAGAGUAACCAUUGUCUCGCUUCGUUUUCACUUGAGCUAUUAAAGUAGCCGAAUGGCUUUAAUUACAGCUGGCUUGCAUGGUACGUCAUAAAAGUUCACGGAAUUCAUAACUCGUUACAAGGGCAUAGGUAGCUCUCUAGUCUCAGACAAACCAGAAUUCCAGCUCCACUGGCUUAAUAAAAGCCAAUAUCCUUAACCAUAUUAUUCUCAUCCAAGUUGACGUUCAGUCUGCCAUUCAAGGUUUCUGUAAGAGCUAUUCCGAGAGUAGAACGGGGGAAAGGGAAAUCGAGGACCAGAGCCAGACAUACCGGUCUUCUAUAAAGUCCAUAGUAAUUACCUGUCCAGGCUUGACGACUCGACAGCCCUUGGGGAGAUCCUUCCGGGUGAAGGACUGUAUAUAAUACACGGACGCAUGGGUCAACUUUUGAAAGCGCUAGACCACAUACAAAUGCCAAUAGCGAGGAGAGGGGGAGAGGGCAGACUUACAUUUACGUCUGUUGCUGCUUCUUCAGACUCUAUGAAUCUCUUGCCCUUAAGCUUGUCGAGCCAUUCGGACCUCUUGUUAACGGGAAAGUUGACUCCUGGGACGACAAGAGGCAUGGUUGUUAGCGAUCACGGUAAUGGACUCGGCGAUACGACGACUGGUCUUGGACCUUGUAGGUGUAUAACGAGAUGCUUGUGUGAAAU